Staurois parvus is the source of this 446-nucleotide messenger RNA. The record is from the annotation of a GenBank genome assembly. Lineage: Eukaryota; Metazoa; Chordata; Amphibia; Anura; Ranidae.
AGCAUAUUCCAAUGCCUGUACUAUAUGGAAUUUUUCUUCAAAUGGGUGUGGCAGCUUUAGGAAGCAUUCAGUUCAUGGAACGAUUGAAGUUACUGUUUGUUACACCUAAGCAUCAGCCAGACCUAAUUUACCUUCGCCAUGUUCCUCUCCGGAAAGUUCAUCUAUUCACCCUAAUUCAGAUAUGUUGUUUGAUCAUUUUAUGGAUAUUAAAAUCAACAGAUGCUGCAAUAAUUUUUCCUCUGAUGCUGCUGGCACUUGUAGGUAUACGGAAGGCAAUGGAAUGUAUUUUUUCAUUACACGAUCUAAGCUGGUUGGAUGACAUCUUGCCACAAAAGUCUGUUCGUGAAGAAGGGCAAAAGUCAGAAGAAAUAGAUUCAACUGACAGUGAAGAUUCAGAGCUAAAGUACCAAGAAAAAGGACCAGAAAUCAACAUUUCAGUAAAUUAG